AUGGCUGGGUUUCUUACGUGGUUGUGGAGGUAUAGGAAUUACAUUGUGAUAGUCCUGACACCUCUUUUACUUCUGCCUCUGCCCCUCGUCAUCCCGACCCUGCAGGCAAAAUGUGGCUUUGUAAUAAUCCUCAUGGCUCUGUACUGGUGUACAGAGUGUAUCCCUCUGGCGGUGACGGCCCUACUGCCGGUCAUUCUCUUCCCCAUGAUGGGCAUCAUGGAAUCAAGCGAGGUUUGUAUUCAGUACCUGAAGGACUCCAACAUGCUCUUUAUUGGUGGGCUGCUGGUGGCCAUCGCUGUCGAGCACUGGAACCUGCACAGGAGGAUCGCCCUUCAAGUGCUGCUUAUCGUGGGGGUGAAGCCAUCUCUCCUGAUGAUCGGUUUCAUGGGCACCACAGCCUUUCUGUCCAUGUGGAUCAGCAACACGGCCUCCACAGCCAUGAUGCUGCCCAUCGCCAACGCUGUGCUGCAGCAGCUCUGUGACACAGAGGCCAACGCUGAAGAGAGGGAUUAUAACCUGUCUGCUGCAACGGAUGGUCAGGAUAACCAGGCAUUUGAGAUGGGUGACACCAAAGAGAGCAAAGAGCUUAAACUAAAGGACAGCACCAUCAGCAUGGGUGAGUGUGACAGUCUGGACUCUGUCCCCCCAGAGGUUUGUGACAGGAGUCCAGAGGCCGAGCAGCGCAGACUGAAGAGGGAGCAGAAGUAUCUGAAGCUGACGAAAGGCAUGAGCCUUAGUGUUUGUUACGCAGCGAGCAUCGGUGGGACGGCCACCCUCACUGGAACCACACCCAAUGUCAUCCUGAAAGGACAGAUUGAUGAACUCUUCCCAGAAAAUGGAGGCAUAAUCAACUUUGCAAGCUGGUUUGGCUUCUCAUUCCCCAACAUGGUGCUGAUGCUUGUCUUGUCUUGGUUGUGGCUUCAGUUUAUGUUUUUGGGCUUCAACUUCAAAAAGUCCUUUGGAUGUGGCACAAAGAAAGAUAGUGACAGGGAGGCAUACCAGGUAAUCAAAGAUGAGUUCAAAAAGUUGGGCAGGAUGUGCUUCGCCGAGGGUUGCGUACUGACUAUCUUCACGUUGCUGGUUCUUCUCUGGUUUACCAGGGAGCCUGGGUUCAUACCCGGCUGGGCCACUGUGCUCUUCAACAAAGACAAACCGUACGUCACAGACGGCACCGUGGCCAUAUUAAUGUCAUCACUCUUCUUCUGCAUCCCGUCCAAGUUGCCCAGAUGCUGUGGGAGGUCCGAGGAUGGUGCUCCUGCUGAAGCCCCUUCACCUCUUCUUAAUUGGGACAUCGUCCAUGAAAAGAUGCCUUGGAACAUUCUUUUGCUUCUGGGAGGAGGUUUUGCAUUGGCACACGGAAGUGAGAAAUCUGGACUUUCGAUGUGGCUGGGGGAAAGUCUGAUACCGCUGCAGAGCAUCCCUCCUUUUGCCAUCUCCAUCCUGCUGUGUCUAAUGGUGGCAAUGUUCACCGAAUGUUCCAGCAACACUGCCACCACCACAUUGUUUUUGCCUAUACUGGCCUCUAUGGCAACCGCUAUCAAGAUACACCCACUGUACGUUAUGUUUCCCUGCACCAUAUCUGCCUCGCUGGCCUUCAUGCUGCCUGUAGCCACUCCACCCAACGCCAUCGCCUUCUCCUACGGCAACCUGAAAGUCAUGGACAUGGCCAGAGCUGGAUUCAUCCUGAACUUUGUUGGAGUCUUAACCAUCAACAUUGCCAUUAACACGUGGGGUGUGCCCAUGUUCCAGCUGAAUACCUUUCCCAGUUGGGCUAAUGUCACCAAAACUCCUUGA
This is a messenger RNA of Anoplopoma fimbria (sablefish), 1794 nucleotides long. Its product is annotated as solute carrier family 13 member 2-like. The record is from RefSeq and is a predicted model, not a curated record. Lineage: Eukaryota; Metazoa; Chordata; Actinopteri; Perciformes; Anoplopomatidae. The coding region runs from base 1 to 1794 and encodes 597 amino acids. Gene Ontology annotation, cellular component: membrane. Gene Ontology annotation, molecular function: transmembrane transporter activity. Gene Ontology annotation, biological process: monoatomic anion transmembrane transport. The transcript has 12 exons.